CACGUAUUGCAGGUUGGUGGGCUUAAAAGGGCUUGCAGCAGAGACACACACAUCAUAUCAUUUCUAGCCAGAGACCCAAGAUGACGAACCUCGUCUUUGUCUCGCUUCUCAUGAUCACUAUCUUGGUGUCUACAGCCUCAGCUCAGGGUGGGAUAGCCAGUUGUUGCCGAAAACUUUCAAAGACUAAGGUCCAGCGAGAAAAGCUGGUGAUUUACUACAAACAAAAUCAAUCGGCAUGCCCUAUCAACGCAGUGGUAUUUACCACACGGAACAACAAAAGGAUCUGCUCUGACCCCAAGGAAGUGUGGACAUUGACCAGCAUGGCUUACAUCGACGGAAAGAACUGGCAACUCCAACGUUUAACCUGACACAAACACCGUCACACAAAAGUUAAAAUGCUAUAACUUCCUAUUGCUUUUGUUUGAUUUCCACAGACCUUUUAACAUUUAGAUAUUUUAUUUAAAGUCCUUGCCUCAUUGUAGUCUAUCAUAUUUGCCAUUUUCAUGUAUAACUGUAAUGAUUAAGUGUAUAUGAUGACUGUAGAUAUGUAAAUAAUACUUUGUGUACAUUUAUUCUGAGUGACAGUACUAAUAAAAUAUGGU
Molecule: messenger RNA, 602 nt
Organism: Gymnodraco acuticeps
Lineage: Eukaryota; Metazoa; Chordata; Actinopteri; Perciformes; Bathydraconidae
Product: monocyte chemotactic protein 1B-like
Exons: 3
Coding region: 81-368 (95 amino acids)
Biological process (GO): lymphocyte chemotaxis; positive regulation of GTPase activity; G protein-coupled receptor signaling pathway
Cellular component (GO): extracellular region
Molecular function (GO): chemokine activity; CCR chemokine receptor binding
Source: RefSeq, a predicted model, not a curated record